GAUUUAUUCUAUGACCAACACCGCGUUUGAUUGAAUCUUUGAAUCAGGUCGUGAAAUGUAUAGUAGAACUUGUUCUAUUCAUAUUUUUGCUAUCUAAUCCUAUAUUUUUAGUGAUCAUAUUGUAUAAUCGUAUUGAAAUAUAAAUUUUUGUGAGAUAUAACAGUGAGAACUAUUGUAGACUUCCCACCCAAGCUUUUCUUUUUGACAUAUCCAUGAGGCGCCAUGUUUGUCACGUUUUUGCCAAUCGGGUCUGGAAAAAUAUUUAGUCAAAAAUUGAAUUUGCAGUGCAUAGCGUCCCCGCAAGUUAUAGGUACAUUGUGAACAAUAUUAAUUCAAGAUGAGUACCGUGUUUUCGAAAAGUAAAGAAAAACGCUCCCGUUCCUCUUCAAACGAAACUAACAAUUCAUUUGUGAAGAAUGUGACAUCAAGGGUAUCAGGGUUACUACCUUCAUCAAUAACAAAAUGGUUUGGUAGUCCAAGCACAUCGAAUUCCAAUGGCUCUGCACCUGCAGCCGAGGGCACAGACUCCUCUACCGAGGACGAAGCUACAGAAAGUCCUAUAACAACUCAACCACCAUUAAAGCGAAUGAGAUUCAGCUCGCCUGGAAAAUAUAAUAAUUUUGUUUCAACAGAAGUAAGCUGUGUCACUAAUAAUGUUGAUGCCUAUGAAAAAUGUGCUCCACCAUACAAUAAUUCUGUACAGCCUUCAACAAGUCGAACCUCAUUUAGAAGAGAAACUAACUUUGCGUCAAGCCCUGUAAGGGUUUCUAAUAACAUUGAAUCAAAUAAAGACAAAAGUGACAGUACUACAAUGAAGUCACAACACACUCUUUCUAGUGUGGCCCCAUCUAUUGCAACAAAAAGAAAGUCAAUUUUCGAUAAUCCAAAUAAUGAGGCCUCAAAAAAAGCCUGUGCAAGGACAGCAAGUAACACUUUGGUGGAUCCAAAAGCUCCAUGCUUCAAACCUAAUUUAUUUGGAUCAUCUUUUUAUCCUGGGCAAACUAUGUAUGGAGGUGCUGCCUCUUUAUAUAUUAAUAACCCAAAUAUCAAACACAGAAAAGUGGCUUUGGUAAAUGAAUCCAACAGCAGUGAAAAUACUUCUAUGAGCUAUUCAGCUAGACGUAUCAUGGACCUCUUAGAAAAUUAUUCUUCUCCAUUAAUGGAAGCAAAAAGAAUAUCACAAUAUCUUAAAAGUUCCAAGAGUGAUAGUUUUAAUGAAAGUAAAAGCACUAGUGGUUCUCCUUAUUGUCCAAAAGAAAUGUCAUACAAGACCCAAGAGCUUCAUGUGCCAAAUAUUGUAUCAGUCCUGAGAUUGAAGCAGAAGUCUAGAAUAAUGGAGUCAACAAAUGCAGCAAGACAGAUUAUAGCAUCCCAUAGUAGUACUUCUGACUAUAUUCCUUAUCCAGUAUUUAAUGCUCAAAGGGAACAAAAAGAAAAGGAAUCCAUUGGUAAAUUUACUACUAAAGUAAAAUCUAGAGUAACUCGAUUAAAGCGUGGAGAAAGUGAUGUUGAGAACCAGAUGAUAACACCAGUGAAUUUGCCUACGGCUGUUUUACAAAUUGAUAAAGAUAACAUGCCUAAGUUUUCAUUUGGGAUCACGUCAUCAAGCUCUUCUAUAUCAGUGAAUACAACACCCCAAUUGAGUUUUACUUCUACCACAGUGUCUAAACCGAUAUCUGAAAUAACAGCAAGUAUUGAGAGCACAGCUUCAAUUAAGCCAGGAUUAAGUAAGCCUGAAUCAAUUAAACCUGAGACAACAAAAUGUAGUGAAUCUUAUAAGUUUUCAAGUCCAGUCAGAUUAUCUACUGAUACAUCAUUAAUUACUACAACUCCCCCAAAAUUUGCAUUUGGUAGUCCUGAGCGUGGUGUUGAUAAAUCUAUUGUAGCUGAGAAAAAAGAUGACGUAUCUUCUUGUGUUGUAGGUACACCUAAAGAAACUGAGAAAACAGUUGUUCAAAAAAUAAAAGAUUGGCAAUGCCCUGACUGUUGGGUGUUCAAUAAGAUAGAUGUCAACAAUUGUGUAUGUUGUGGCGCUAAACAACCAUCGAAAGAAACGCCAAAACAGUCUAAAUGCUCAAUUUGCAAAUUGGCAGAUAGUCAAUCAAAUAAAAACAAGUGUAUAAAUUGUGAAAAGGUGCAAGUAAGCAAUGCUACUAAAUCCCAAAAUUCAUUAGUCCAAAAUGUCGAUGAUUCAUCAAAAUGGAAAUGCGAGGAUUGCUGGGUCAAAAACGACGAAAAGGACGAUAAAUGUGUUUGUUGCGGCGGGAAGAACCCUAAGAAAUCAAAUGUCACUUUAAACUCUACUUCUACAGUUAAUUCUAUUGAUAUUGGAGAUUUAAAUAGUGAAUGGAAAUGCGAUGACUGUUGGAUAAAAAAUAAGAUGAGUGUCGAUAAGUGUGUUGCUUGUGGUGGAGUUAAACCUGGGGCAAAGAAAAAUAAUGAUUCAGCCUUAUCUUCGAAAACUUUCCAGUCAACUCCAUUAAGCAUUUCUGAUACUAUGAAAAUUACUGCAAAACCACAACCUCAAACUUGGGAAUGUUCAAGUUGUUUAGUGAGAAAUGAAAACAAUAGAUCAAAAUGCAUAUGCUGUGAGUCACAUAAACCUGGAACCAUAAAAGAAUCAGAUAAAAAAUUAUUCAAUUUCAGCAAGACUCCAAAUAUGAACUUCAAGUUUGGUAUUCAUUUAGCAGCUCAGGAAAUCAGUCCUAAGUCGAGUGAUGAAAAACCAGCGGAGGUACCGAAAAAGUCAGAAAUAUCCGAAACAAAUAAUAAUACUUUGCCAAAAGCUCCCACAUUUUCGUUUGGGGUACCACCAAAGAAAGCUGAUGAUCAAAUAGAAGCACCCAAAAUUACAAAUAGUGAAACUGGCAAAUUGAAUUUUACUUUUGGCUUACCAAAAACGCAGGCAUCUUCUGAGGCGACCUUUACACCUGUGUUUGGAUCAGCAAACAAGCUAACUGAGUUUCCAUCAAAAAAAUCAGAUAAAGAUAGUGAAAAGCUACAAGAAGUUCCAAAAGUGGAUUUUGCACUUACAACCGAAAAAGAUACACCUAAACCUUUGCCUAGUAUAUUUGGGUCUCAAUUAACAUCAGUGGGUAUUCAAGAUAAACCAAUUACUUCUACUCCAUCUUUAUUGGGUUCUACAAAUACUGCAGAAAAGAAAGAUACUGUAACUAAACCCUUAACGAUACAGCCUGUCGUGACUAGUGAACAGAAAACAAAACUACAGGGUAGCUUUACAUUUACAGCACCUGAAAUAAAGCCAGCAGUCAAUCUAUUUGCUGCUCCUGCUACAACCACAUCAGCAUUUGUGGUUCCUUUACAAUCGGCUGCUACGACCAAUGUUUCUUUAUUCCAAAAAUCAGAAAGUACAAAAACAACAAGCUCUUCUUUGUUUCAAAAACCUGAAACUGCCACUACUUCGACAGUGUCUUUGUUUCAAAAAACUGAUACUACCACAACUAUGGCACCUCCGUCGUUGGCGGCGACUGCUCCUAUUUUUAGUUUCGGAAAUAACGCUACAUCUAGUGCCGCCCCACAGCCUGAGAAACCGAAAUUCAAUUUCACGUUUGGCAGCAAUAGUACAAUGUUCAAUAAUUCGUUUGGCACUUCGUCAACUGAAAAUAACACCCACAAAUUUAGUCUCUCUGGAAACAGAUUAGCAGCUGGCGGAAACGGUCUCGCCAGCGGUAGUGCUUUAACUGGUGGCAAUGGACUCACUGCCAAAUUAGGUAGUUCAAAUGAGUUACCACCUAGUACUUUAUCACAACCUCCCUUACAACCUGCAUCAGGUAUAUUUGGCGCCCCAGUACAGAAGGAAAAUCUGUGGUCAUCCUCUACUAGUAACUCUUCAAGUUUGUUCGUAUCAAACACUUCAAGCGCUCCUCCGCAAAAACCGGCAACAUUUUCAUUUGGGACUACCACGCCAUUUAACGCUGGUAAUUCAGCAUCGCCGGCAUUUGGAAAUAAUGCAACAACGCCACAAAACGUUUUCGGUAUGAAUCAGAACGCGAACAGAGCGCCGUCCUUAUUCUCGACUCCCGUGCAGAAUCAGUCAGCGCCUAGUAUAUUUGGUCCUAGCACUGUCCAACCCGCCAAUAACUCAACACCGGCACUGGGUUUAUUCGGCUCGAGUAAUGUCGCUCCCUCGCCGACAUUUGGGACCGCCAAUCCUACUAUACCAUCAUUCGAGACUCCUUCGCUCGCACCGGCACCAGCGCCUGCCCCAGCAUUCAACUUCGGAGCUCCGCAACCAUCUGGGAUCUUCGGAUUUGGACAGGUGAAUAUUUUAUAAAUUCUUAAUAAUCUUAUUAAUGCCCUCAUGAUUCAGUCCAGGCCUAA
Diatraea saccharalis (sugarcane borer) is the source of this 4341-nucleotide messenger RNA. NCBI's taxonomy places the organism in Eukaryota, Metazoa, Arthropoda, Insecta, Lepidoptera, Crambidae. The record is from the annotation of a GenBank genome assembly.